Molecule: messenger RNA, 1966 nt
Organism: Chaetomium fimeti
Lineage: Eukaryota; Fungi; Ascomycota; Sordariomycetes; Sordariales; Chaetomiaceae
Product: multicopper oxidase
Exons: 6
Coding region: 1-1833 (610 amino acids)
Molecular function (GO): copper ion binding; oxidoreductase activity
Source: RefSeq, a predicted model, not a curated record
AUGGCUCGCAUGAAUCUCUUGCUGCCGCUGGCAUGUGCCGCUUUCUCCCAACUGGCAUGGGCCGCCAAAGUCCACGAGACCUUGCGUCUCACUUGGGAAGAACAUGCUCCUAACGGCCAGGCAAGGGACAUGAUCUUGAUGAACGGACAGUUCCCGGGGCCGCAGAUGGUAUGGACCGAGGACGAUGACAUUGAGGUCGUUGUGCACAAUGACAUGCCCAUGAAUGCAACCGUCCACUGGCACGGCAUUGCCCAAACGGGCACCCCGUGGUCCGAUGGAGUGAUUGGGCUCUCCCAGCAGCCCAUCCAGCCGGGCGAGUCCUUCGUCUAUAGGUUCAAGGCUUCGCCACCGGGCACGCAUUGGUACCAUUCCCACGAGCAUUCAACGUUUGAAGAUGGGCUCUACGGGGCCAUCUUCGUCGAGCCGAAGAAGGACAUGACGGGGCUAUGGUCUCAAAUCAGUGAGGACCCGGAAGAGAUCGAGGCUAUGAAUAAAGCUGCACGCAACCCGGAGCUCCUGGUUCUGUCGGAUUGGUCGAGCUUCCCCUCGGAAGAGCGCGUGAAGACGAUGAAAGAGCUAGGCUUGUCCUUAUUCUGCGUUGAUAGCAUCCUUGUGAACGGCCACGGAGAGGCGUACUGCCCGCCUCACGAAUUUCUAAUCGAGAACACAAACCCAACCAUCAAGGAGGUCGCUUUCCCCGACCAGAAUGUCACCGAAAAGGGUUGCCUGCCUUUGGUGCCCAGGAUCCAAGGAGACAAGAUGGACGCCGCCAACAUCACCAAGCUUCCUGGCUACAUGCACACGAAAUGCAGCCCGUUUAGCGGGAGCAACUACACGGUCAAGGCUGAUCCAGCGGACGGGUGGAUCAGCCUUAAUCUCAUCGGGGCCGAGUCGAACGCGCAGAUCACCGUCUCCAUUGACGAGCAUCCCAUGUGGCUCUACGAGGUCGACGGCGGCUACGUCGAACCCCAGGAGUUUGUGUCGGUCCUCAUCAGCUCGGGACAGCGGUUCUCGGUGCUGGUCAAGCUUGACAAGCCCCCUGCUGAUUACACCAUCCGUCUGCCCGACCCGGCCACCCAAGUGCUCUCCGGCUUUGCCAACCUGGUGUACAAGGGGGCCAAGAACAGCUCGUACGAGUCCAAGGCAUACGUCACAUACAAUGGCCUGAGCGCUUUCGACUUCCCCGACAGCCAGAAAUACGCCCCUAACCUCCCCUCGACCGACAAGAUGAAGACGUGGCCGGCGAACCCACCAGCGCUCGUCACGGAUGAGGAGUACCAUCUGGUGAUGGGCCGCACGAACUCGUCCAUCUACUUCACCAUGAUGAACCAGGCUCUGUACUACACGCCCGCCUCCACCGCGGACCAGCCCAUGCUCCACUACCCCAACAGCACCCUGGAGGAGGAGUUCGGGAAGCUCGUGAUCCAGACCCGGAACGGCUCGUGGGUUGACGUGAUCCUCGAGUUCGCCGUGAACCCCGGUGACGAGGCCCCCUUCACGCACAUCAUGCACAAGCACGGCAACAAGAUGUGGAAGAUCGGCGAGGGCGAGGGCCCGUGGAACUACACCAGCGUGGCCGAGGCCAUGGCGGACCAGCCCGACAAGUUCAACCUGGUCGACCCGGGCCUCCGUGACACCUGGUUGACCCCCUUCGCCCCGACCCCUAUUUAUGGGCUCUGGUCCGUCUACCGCUACCACGUGACGGACCCGGGCGCCUGGCUGUACCACUGCCACCUCGAGCAGCACUUGAUCGGGGGCAUGGGCAUGGUGAUUAUGGACGGCGUGGACGCGUGGCCCGAGGUGCCGGCCGAGUAUGCCAUUGGACCUCACUAGCGGCAUGUCGAGUGGUAUUUCAAACCUUGAGCAGGUAGCUGUACGAGACUGAGAAAGGGGAUGACGGGUGAAAACGGGACUAGUAAUAGAUUAUAUGGCGAGUGAAUAAUCAAUAAUAACGUACUGUUCUCAC